CGGAAGUGACCAGGAACAGGUUGUGUACCCCCUGUUAGUGCCCGAGCGAGGAAAAGACACCAUGAAACACAGAUAGAGACUAAUUCUAAAAUAACUGCAACGCAAAAAAAAAAAAAGACGAGAGAGGACGCAGUGGUUACGCUGAGCAUCAUUCCUCCAUCUUGUUGUCCGAUGCUGCUUUGAGAGUCGCGGCAGGACACACGAGCGGUCAUGAAUCAGAAUUUCGACCGAGCUCCCGGAGCGGGGAGAAGCUACAGCCUGGCAGCGGACCCCGGGUUCGUAGGCGCGGGGGACGACGACGCCAACAAGCCCCCGCUGUUCGACCGGAGGGGACCGCUGAGGCAACCGCGAUCCAUGCCGCUGUACGCCGAGAGCAAUAUCAGCCCGACCAGCGAGGCGGUCGGUGGAGAUUGUAAAAGACAAACCAGACCUCAAACGAGUCCAAAUGCCAACAACGUGUCUGCCUCAUGUUAUGACGUCGACUCCUUGGUCAGGUCAUCAACGCUUUCAGCCAGUGCUGCAGAGUUCGUCCCCUCUGGAUUUAACUCGUAUGAAGACCCUACUCUUUAUGAUGACAACGAAGAGUAUUACACUGAAAUAAAUCUGGAAGGAAUGGUCAAAGACUUUCUUGAUCACCUGAGCUCCUCGCCAGGGACCUUUGAGUCGGACAUAGAUUACAUAACUGGCAUGCUCAACUCCUGCGUUACUACUGAAGCCUUGCUGCAGGAUCUGGUGGAACUGAUAUACAAAGAGUCCACAGCCAUUCCAAACUUCUCGUACACGGGUGCCAGGCUCUGUAACCACCUGUCCAAACAUCUCAACGUCAGCCCACCGAGCGGAAACUUCCGUCAGCUGCUCCUGAAAAGGUGUCGAACCGAGUAUGAACAUCGAGAUGUAGCUGUUCGAGGGGAAGCAGGGACUCAAAAGAAGUUCCACUCCUUUGUGCUCUUUCUGGGGGAGCUCUAUUUGUCCCUGGAGCUAAAGAGUGCUAAAGGACCUCCAAAACGAGCAGAGAUCCUCCUCGUGGCUCUGAAAGACCUGAUGUACAGUCUGUUCUCCAACCCCGUGGAUUCAAACCUCAUCUGCGCCGUCAAACUGCUCAAGCUUACAGGCUCCGUCCUGGAUGAUACGUGGAAAGAGAGUGGACAACCACACAUGGAUGAACUGAUACAGAGAAUAGAAACUAUAGUCCUGGACGCCACAUGCAGCAGGGAUGUUAGACAGAUGCUUUUAAAACUUGUGGAGCUGAGAUCAAGUGACUGGGGCAGAGUUCGUGCCGUUUCAGCAGCGAGCAACGCAACGCCAGACAACGACCCCAACUACUUCAUGAACGAACCUACAUUCUACACACAAGAAGGCACACCUUUUACAGCAGCUGACCCAGAUUAUGCUGAAAAGUACCAAGAGAUCCUUGACCGACAGGAGUACUUUGACUCGUUUGGAGAAAACGAAAACGAAAUAGAAAAUGAAAUAUCCGACUAUGAGGACGAGAUGGAGCCUGAGAUGGAAGAAGCGUUUGAGAGGUUUUGUUUAGAAGCGGAGCAGAAACGGAAACUGACACAAAAGAAGUGAAGAGCAGUAAGACUCCAAAACAGGCACAUACUGUAUUUUUCCAUCUUAUCUUGCUGGAAUGUUGAAAAGCAAAAAAGGAAACUAAGCGGACAAUAGGGGUCAAACGUUUAUUUUUUUGCAAACAAGCAUUUUAACAAAAAGAUCUGUUCAUAGUUGCACUUCUGACUCUUUUGUUCUGUCAGUGUUGAUUAGAAAAUGGGGACAAUCAAGACAAUAAUUGUUCAGAAUGUUUUUGAAUGGAGGCUCUUUUUAGACAUGGAAGUUUUCUCUUUGGUCUUUUGAAAUCUUUCAGCAAUGUAUCCAAUUUAUGCCUGAACGAACUUCAAAGAGGGAAAUGGUGUGCUGUGAAUUUUUUGAUGUUAUUUUUCUGAAAGGCAGACGAGGUUUAGAUCCCCAUGCAUAACGUACAGGCCCGAAAAAAUGCACUGUAGAUGAGGUUGUUUUUACCGCGUCCUUACAUAAGUGAAUAUACGGCCUCUGUUUCCGCUGUCGUGACAUUGUCUGUCAUUUUAAAUUGCCAAUAUUAACCACUUCAUUCAAAGCUUCUCACCUGUUUAUAUCUGGCUGGAGUUCACUGAAGUUGUCAGGCCUUCUGUGGAAGUUUGUGCCGUUCAGACGAUUCGUUGAAACGCUACGAAAGAACAAUCUGUCACAAACAUGGACUUGAUUUAUAGACACAGUGUUUUUAAAUUUCUUCCGGGGGUAAAAAAAAUCAACAUCUUAGGAAAUUUUAAGCUCAUGCUUUAAUAUCUUAAUAAUGUGGUGCAUCUAAAUUCAGUCCAUUUCUCCAACUUAGCUUUAAAUAUCUUCAUGUGUAAAAAUCAGCAGCGGCCAGUGUCACAUAGAAUAACUCAACUCAAGGUUCUCCUUUGGAUCUUGGAAAGACUACAAUACUGUUUACCAGCAAUCCAUGGAACCCCUACAAAGGAAUGUUGCUCUAUAGUUUGUAAAUAUUAUUUAUAGUUUUGUUUGCCUGCAAUAAAUACUUUAUAAUGUGA
Messenger RNA from Platichthys flesus (European flounder), 2570 nucleotides. RefSeq names its product poly(A) binding protein interacting protein 1 (gene paip1). Lineage: Eukaryota; Metazoa; Chordata; Actinopteri; Pleuronectiformes; Pleuronectidae. The transcript is spliced from 11 exons. The record is from RefSeq and is a predicted model, not a curated record. Bases 211 to 1572 code for a protein of 453 amino acids. Gene Ontology annotation, biological process: regulation of translational initiation. Gene Ontology annotation, molecular function: translation activator activity; protein binding; RNA binding.